This is a messenger RNA of Solanum tuberosum (potato), 597 nucleotides long. RefSeq lists its product as uncharacterized. The record is from RefSeq and is a predicted model, not a curated record. Bases 1 to 597 code for a protein of 198 amino acids. Lineage: Eukaryota; Viridiplantae; Streptophyta; Magnoliopsida; Solanales; Solanaceae. The transcript has 2 exons.
AUGGGUGUUGGAAUUUCUGUGCUUAUAGGCCUAAAGUCAGUAACUUUAUUCAUAUUAUUUGCAACUCUCAAGAAUUAUGGGUACCCAUUAUUGUCAAUACCUUGUUUGUAUGCAUCAUUGGUAUCUCUAUUGGUAGCAUUAGCUGCUAACCCUUCAAUUGAUCUUCCAAUUCUUUUGGGGAAAAACUCAGAUGGGACAUUUCCAAUUUGGUCACUUGUUAUGUUUAGUCCUUACUUGUAUUUUGUUAGGGGGUUUUCAGCUUUGAGAAGAAUGAAGAGUGGGGAACCUCCAUAUAGUGAGAUUUCUGAAGGGUUGUAUGUUGGGGGUUGGCCUUGUUCACUUGAUAAAUUGCCACCUGGUAAUCCUGCUAUUAUUGAUUGUACUUGUGAGAUUCCUAGGAUGUUGGAGUUUACUGGAAAUCAUGCAUUUUUGUGUAUUCCAACUUGGGAUACUAGGUCACCUCAGCCAGCUGAUAUAGAGGUUGCUGUUAAGUGGGCUUGUAGAAAAAGAGCUCAAAAGAUACCUGUUUUCAUCCAUUGUGCAUAUGGUAUGAUUGUGAACUUUAAAACUUCUGUUUCAGAUAAAUGCUUUAGUUAA